AUGACCAUAAUGCUUGCUUCCAGCCGAGGAACGGCACUGAGGCAGGCUUUAGCCUCCUCGCCGGCUACGACGAUACCUGCCUUUCUGGCACCGGCCUCGCAACCUUUGCCCCGACGUUUAUUUUCCUCGACACCGACGCGACCAUCGAAGCUCGGCCGGACGCCCCUCUCGAUCCCGCCAGGCGUGGAGGUGCUAGUUGGCGAGCCAAAGCUGAAGAAAGACCCUACAAGCUACUUAAAAGUUUACAAGAGAACGGUUUCCGUCACGGGACCUCUGGGCAAGCUAGAUCUUGAAAUCGAACCGUUUGUGAAAAUUGAACAAGAUGCUGAAUCCAAGAGCGCAAUUCUCUCAGUCGAAGACUCCAACGUUAAGGAGCAGCGCGAGAUGUGGGGUACUACUUGGGCUUAUCUCCAACGAUACAUCAUGGGUGUCUCUGAGGGUCACACAGCCCUUCUCCGCCUAGUUGGUAUCGGCUACCGUGCGUCCGUCGAACAACGCGGCGGCAAGGAGGAAUAUCCUGGCCAGAAGUUUCUCUGUCUGAAGCUUGGCUUUACGCACCCCAUUGAGAUGGGAAUUCCUGAAGGCGUCAAGGUCACCGCGGCGUCGCCGACACGUAUCUUGCUCGAGGGCAUCGACCGAGAGACAAUCAUGAGUUUUGCAGGACGGGUUAGGAAGUGGCGGCCACCUGAGCCGUACAAGGGCAAAGGCGUCUUCAUCAACGAUCAAACGAUCAAGCUGAAGCAGAAGAAGAUCAAAUAA
This is a messenger RNA of Colletotrichum truncatum, 759 nucleotides long. RefSeq names its product mitochondrial 54S ribosomal protein uL6m. Gene Ontology annotation, molecular function: structural constituent of ribosome; rRNA binding. Gene Ontology annotation, biological process: translation. Lineage: Eukaryota; Fungi; Ascomycota; Sordariomycetes; Glomerellales; Glomerellaceae. Gene Ontology annotation, cellular component: ribosome; mitochondrial large ribosomal subunit. The record is from RefSeq and is a predicted model, not a curated record.